GUUCUUCCGUUGACCGAGGUAGGACGAUUUGGGCUUCGGUAGUUUUUCAGCCGCUAUUCAGCGUCUUUUACGGACACGGUGUUAUCGUGCACCAAGUUGAUGAUUCGGGAGUGCAAGAGCAAGUGAUAGUGCAAUAGAAGGAUCGAUUAUUGUGGAAAGAUGUCAACGAAAGCUGCUAAGAAAAGUACAUCGACGUCGGGUACUAGUGGGCAAUCGCCACAGUUUAGUACGUCAACGCCGAUCGGCCAACGACCAGGAAGUCCCUUGAGUCCGACUCGUUAUUCUCGUCUUCAAGAAAAGCAAGAUUUACAAAAUCUAAAUGACCGGUUGGCGUGUUACAUUGACAAAGUACGACAUUUGGAAGCAGAGAAUUCCCGACUUACGCGGGAGGUACAGACGACCCAGGAGACUAUCACCCGCGAAGUAUCCAACAUAAAGUCUAUGUAUGAACAUGAAUUAUCCGAUGCAAGAAAAUUACUGGAUGAUACCGCGCGAGAACGGGCGAAGCUUGAAAUUGAUACUAAACGACUAUGGGAUAACAACGAGGAACUAAAGUCCAAAUUAGAUAAAAAAUUAGUGGACUUACAAGUUGCAGAGAGAAAUCUGUUGCUAUAUGAAACUCGUUACAAUGAUUUACAAUCACAGUUCAAUCAGUCACAAGCAGAACGUAAAAAGCUGGCUGAAAGAGAAAGAGAACUGGAACAAGAAGUAGAAAAAUUAAAAGCAUUAUUAGAGGAUACCCGUAAACAUCUUGGAGAAGAAACUUUACAACGCAUUGUUCUUGAAAAUAAUAUUCAAAGUUUGAAAGAGGAUAUUAGUUUUAAAGAUCAAAUUUAUCAACAGGAAUUGACAGAAACACGAACAAAACGACAGAUUGAGAUCUCUGAAAUAGAUGGCCGGCUUGCUGAACAGUAUGAAGCAAAGAUGCAACAGUCUUUGCAAGAAUUACGAGAUCAAUAUGAAGCACAGAUGCGAGCAAACAGAGAAGAAAUUGAAUUAUUAUAUGAAACUAAGAUCAAGAAUUUAACAGCUCAUGCUCAACGUAACAGUGGAGCAGCUAGUUUAGCUGUUGAAGAAUUGAGGCAAACAAGAACAAGAAUUGAUACACUUAAUCAGAAAAUCAAUGAACUUGAAGCAUCUAAUAACGCUCUUAAUGCACGCAUCAGAGACUUAGAAAACUUACGUGAAAACGAAAAGGCUCGUCAUGCAGAAAGUUUAGCAUCUUUGGAAGCAGAAUUGGCGCGUAUACGUGAUGAAAUGGCUCAACAACUUCAAGAAUAUCAAGAUCUCAUGGAUAUCAAGGUAGCACUUGAUUUGGAGAUUGCUGCAUAUCGAAAACUUCUUGAAUCUGAGGAAGCCAGAUUAAACAUCAUGCCAGCACAAUCAAGUUCGUCAGUAUCUAGUAGUGGUAGAGUAACUCCUUCAAGGCACACUCCAUUAAGAGGCGGAAAACGAAAACGCACUUUAUUAGAGGAAAGUGAAGAACGUAGCAGUACUGACUACAGUGUAACUGGAACAGCCAGAGGUGACAUAGAAAUUACAGAAGCUGAUCCUCAAGGACGAUUUGUAAAACUUACCAAUAAGGGGAAUAAGGAACAAGGACUAAGUGGAUGGCAAAUUAUUCGUAAAGCUGGUUCUUUGGAAACAAUAUUUAAGUUUCAUCGUACUGCUAAAAUCGACGCAGGCGCAAACGUUCUAGUAUGGUCAGCAGAUAUUGGAGCCACACAUGAACCACCAUCAAAUAUCGUCAUGAAAGGACAAAAAUGGUUUACAGCAGAUACUAUGACAACCACACUCCUCAAUAAUGAAGGAGAAGAAAUGGCUACUUCAGAAUGCAAAAGGCAACAGUUGUCUACGUCUCUAUCCCGACAUAGGGAAAACUUGGGUUUCCGACCAUCUGAAGAACUUCAUCAUCAACAGAGAAGAUAUCUCUACCCAUAUUAAGUGGGCGACCGAACGGUUCUGAUGAGUCGAUUUAUGGUAAUCCCCAAGGAGAGGAAUUUUGCUGCGUUAUGUGAAAAUAACUGUACGAAGUAACAUUAAGAAUUCUAACAGCACCUUUUAACACGUUGAUUGCCACAGUGAAAAUUGAUGCAUGUAUUUUGGCCAGACGCAUUAUAAGUUAAGAACAUAGUUAAUUCUUCAACUUCAUCAAGCAAUGUACAUUAUUAUCUCAAUAUUGAAAGUACUCAUAUUUUUUUUUUCUCUUAAAUGAUUUAACUGAAUUUGUAGCAUCCAUCACAGGUAAUCACCAUGACAGUCAACGUGUAAAAAACACUUGAAAGAGUACAGAAAAGCACUUGAGAAUCUCGUUUAGAGAUCAAGUCUUCAGAGUUUCAUUAACACAAAGAAUUCGUAUAAUGCCUCGAAUAAUGUUUUGAAUGAUAUAUUUUGCUUAAGAAAAUAAUAAAGAAGAGAUUAAAAACAGAAUUCACGAUGCUAUGUCUUAGUAUUUUAUAUUUACAGAGAUGCGUACACGUAUGAGAAAAUAUUCUGUAAUAUGACGUUUAAAAUCAAAUUUAACAAAGCGUUUCACGAUAAUCGAAACGCGAUCAUUGCAUUUAUACACUUGCACUACGUACAAAACUUCUUUGUCCAUUAUGUCAAAGUCACUAACUUUAAUUGAAUAAGGAGCACGAGCGUGACCGAACUACUUCUGGCGUAUCAUUUGUUUUACCUAGUCGUUAUCGUGCCUUUUUAAAUGUAUAAAAAAAUCCUUUUUCUCAGUAGGUAAUAGUAUUUAUGUUUAAGUACAAACCCGGAUGAAACAGGAGCGUGACAUCCGCAUAAUCUUUAAAUAAAUAAAUACAUUUAUUUGAUAGCAAAAUAUUUUCUGAUAUAUACAUACGUAUUAACGUAUUUGAAUUUUUGUUAAUUACUAUGGUAAGGAAAAAUAAUCUAUGUUUAACACAAAUAUAUUUGCUCCGUCAUCCGGAACAUGAUUUUGUUAAUUGUAUUCGACUUUAUACCAUUUCUACCAGUAAUAAAGAUCUCUGAUUAACCAUG
Molecule: messenger RNA, 3006 nt
Organism: Megachile rotundata (alfalfa leafcutting bee)
Lineage: Eukaryota; Metazoa; Arthropoda; Insecta; Hymenoptera; Megachilidae
Product: lamin Dm0
Biological process (GO): nuclear pore localization; nuclear envelope organization; nuclear migration
Cellular component (GO): nuclear envelope; nuclear lamina
Molecular function (GO): structural constituent of cytoskeleton
Source: RefSeq, a predicted model, not a curated record